Molecule: messenger RNA, 1707 nt
Organism: Lytechinus variegatus (green sea urchin)
Lineage: Eukaryota; Metazoa; Echinodermata; Echinoidea; Temnopleuroida; Toxopneustidae
Exons: 13
Coding region: 80-595 (171 amino acids)
Source: RefSeq, a predicted model, not a curated record
UGCAACAGAAGUUUCAACAGAAUUCGAAUUAUCCCUUUCAGUCUUGGCUUUGUUUCGACUUUAUUAAUCUGGAAAGAAGAUGAAGUGCGGUCUUUUUAUCUUGUUUCUUAUCGUGGUACUGGCCUGCAAUGUGUACCAGACCAGUGGUAAUGGCUUGUCACAGCCUACAGGUCGUGGAGCAGACGUAGAUAGCGCUCUUGACGUAGAGGAAGCGCUUUUAAUAGGAAAUCCUGUUGACGUAGAGGAAUCUCUUCUAUUUGGAAAUUCUGUUGACGUAGAUGAAUCUCUUCUCAUUGGAAAUCCUGUUGACGUAGACGAAUCUCUUCUUAUUGGAAAUCCUGUUGACGUAGACGAAUCUCUUCUUAUUGGAAAUCCUGUUGACGUAGAUGAAUCUCUUCUUAUUGGAAAUCCUGUUGACGUAGACGAAUCGCUUCUUAUUGGAAAUCCUGUUGACGUAGAUGAAUCUCUUCUUAUUGGAAAUCCUGUUGACGUAGACGAAUCGCUUCUUAUUGGAAAUCCUGUUGACGUAGAUGAAUCUCUUCUUAUUGGAAAUCCUGUUGACGUAGAGGAAUCUCUUCUUAUUGGAAAUCAAUGAUCAGAGGGACCUUCUUGGUCGAUUUGACGUCAUAAUGAUGUGUAAACUCUCAUUACCAUUGUUACCACAAGAUGCAGUCACACCCCAACAGCAUAAUUUAGAUAUUCUUCUACAAUAUCAGCAACAUGGAGUAACACAAUUAGUUUCUGUACCGUGUAUCAGUUUUAAAUGAGAGCAUACGAGAAUGGACAUAAUACAAAAGACUUCCUUAUCCGUAGCUUAUUAAUUUCAGCUCUUCAUUUGAAAUAUGAGAUUCCUACACUGUAAAAACGUUUUCAAAAUGUUAAGCAACACUGUUUAAGCAAGUCACUCUAACAACUAUUGCUUAAACUUUUAAACUAUAAUAUUCAAACUUUCUAAAACAAAUUGUUUAAAAUUUUAAACAAUAGUUGUAUGAGUGACAGGCUUAAACAACGUUGCCUAACAUAUUUAACUAUGUUUUAAAGUGUAAGCUUGAAUCCUGUUCUCUGUGUAUAAAAAAUAAAAAUCACCAUUGUAUACCUUGUAUAGAAAAUGUCCUUUUGUUCAUUUCAAAACAAGCCAUUGAUUUCGAAAGACUAAUAUUUUCCAAUGUCCGAUGAUGAUUGUCAAUAAUUACCCAAAUAUUAUCGGACAGGUUAAAGUGUAUUUUACCAUGGUAAUUGGAAGAAUGUAUGCAUUGCCAUUGGAUCCAGUAAGCCCCAAAGACUGAUGCUAGAAACGAUCUUAGGAUGUCUUAGCCAUGUAGACUCAAAAGUACCCAUGUCCCUUCAGGGUUGAUAAUGUAUUGAAAUCUGAGUUUGGUCAUCAUUACCAUUUUAACAAUAUAAUGAAUAGUGAUAUUUACUCAUUUUAUUGAGGUUUAUGUUUUGCUCAGUACUAGUGUAUUCACGUUUCCAUCUAAAGCUGAUACAUCUGAUUUUGCAUGAUGAAGUAUAUAUGUAUAUAAAUAGGAAAAACAAUAUGUAUUGUAUGAAUAACCACCGUAUACCUCGAAAGAAAUAAUAACUUAUUAUAGUUGCAAUGUGUUUCAUAAUGGGAAGUAUUUUAAUGUCAAAAGAGAUGAUAUGCGACAAACCAAGAUUUUUCUUUGAUUUUGAAAAUUAAAUUUGUUGAGCAGGUCCAUCACUCUA